CUCCGAUCGUUCAUAUUUCCCGUGAAGUACGACGAUCUGACAAAGUCAACGAAGCCUAUAGCCAGGCAUUGGACGACCAUGGCCCGGUCGUCGUUGUCCCUCGACAUGGGCGUAACGAAUAUGUUAUCGACCACCGAUACGCCCACGAGAUUCUCACAGACUCCAAGAAUUUCACCUUCGAGAAGGCCGCGGUCGAAUUGCUCCAUUUGGGCUUUAUAGGAUCUUUGACAACGGCAACUUUGUUCACGACGUCAAUAGCCUAGUCGAAAACGGCGUGCAGCCGCGGAUGAACGCCAUCAUAGAGCAGGUCGUCCCUGUCUUCCAGGGUUAUUUUGACCAGAUGAGUAGCGAGUUACUAAACCCAUCCGACGACAAGACGCAAGUCGAAUUCACAGACAUCUUUGCUCGCAUCCAGCUAGCUGUGGCUCACGCCAUGGUAGUUAUGAUUAUGGGACCCGCACACGCGUCCUCAGUCACCAUAGGCCAUUUCGCUGCUGUGGCCGUCGCUAUGGCAAGCAUGACCGGCAUGCACGAGAACACGUAUGAGUGGGUUUGGGCGCCGUCGCUGUGGGUGUUGCUCAAUGGCCUCCGCGCCGUAUUCUUAACCAUAAUCCCCCGAUUCUUCAUCCGCAUCGUCCCUACGCUCUGGAGAACUCGGCAUCAGCACCUGGCGAGCGGCCUUGCUGCAAGCCACGGCGACUUCGUCCCGCUGUUCGACACCCUGCUGGUGAAGAACUACCACGGCAAGACCGGGUUCAGAGCGCUGGCUGGAUUUGGCUGGUGUGUCACUAUCUGCGUGGGCGUGAUCUUUGCCUCCGUCCAUCAGACCGUCGUUGCCGGCUUCUGGGUGCUGAUCAAGCUGGCGCAGAAACAGGGCGAGUACCUGCCGGCCAUCCGUGCGGAAUGGGAGUCUGUUGCCCCUGCGCAUGAGAUGAUGAGCGUGAAGAAGCUUAGCCAGCUCACUCUGCUGGACUCGUUCAUCCGCGAAGUCCUGCGGACUAAGGGAGACUCCUGGGGACCCGUCCGCAGACAACUAGGCCUGUACGUAUCGGACCGUACGUGCUUCCUAAGGACGCCAUGUGCAUUGUGCUCAUAUCACGAGCCCACUAGCACCCGGACAACUAUGGCUCAGUUGGCACCGUCUUUGACGGCUUCUAGUGGCAGAAGAAGAGGCGACCAGCCGUCCAGGGCAGUGCCGACUUCUUGACUUUCGGACUGGGACGAUGGGCGUGCCCCGGCCGUCAGCUAGCGAUUCACGAGAUCAAGAUCCUGCUCUACCUGUUCUUCUCCAAAUUCGACAUAACGCUCAAAGAAAACAGCUUCCGGGUGAAGAAUACGAUCAACACGACUUCGGUGGAGCCGGAAGCCUCCUUCAUGCUGAGGAAAAGACAGGAUGACAGUCGAGAAGUGCUGAUUUAGAGCUGCGACGGAGUGCGCGCGAGUAUGGACAGGCAGAAUGAGUGAAUCCAGCCCAAUAAGAAUCUCAGUUCAGUGAUCAAUGGUCUAGUACUGAUCUCUUACAGUAGGUGGACAAAAGUCUACGGGCAACUAAACUACCCUACAUUUUCAGGGUAAUUGAACUCAAUGAAAUCAAGAGCCAAUUGCCGGCAUAGUAGAAUUUUUUCUUCAACUUACUGGCAUAGUAGAGCAGGUUUUGGAAUUUACCGAC
Amorphotheca resinae ATCC 22711 is the source of this 1669-nucleotide messenger RNA. RefSeq lists its product as hypothetical. The transcript has a single exon. Bases 287 to 1207 code for a protein of 306 amino acids. Lineage: Eukaryota; Fungi; Ascomycota; Leotiomycetes; Helotiales; Amorphothecaceae. The record is from RefSeq and is a predicted model, not a curated record. Gene Ontology annotation, molecular function: iron ion binding; monooxygenase activity; heme binding.